Molecule: messenger RNA, 2291 nt
Organism: Lemur catta (Ring-tailed lemur)
Lineage: Eukaryota; Metazoa; Chordata; Mammalia; Primates; Lemuridae
Product: phospholipid scramblase 1-like
Exons: 9
Coding region: 396-1403 (335 amino acids)
Biological process (GO): plasma membrane phospholipid scrambling
Cellular component (GO): plasma membrane
Molecular function (GO): phospholipid scramblase activity
Source: RefSeq, a predicted model, not a curated record
GUUCAUCUCUGUUCAAACAUUUUUGGGCAUCUCUCCAAGGAGCGGGAAAGCAGGCGGUGGGGUGCAUGGGGGUGGGCGAGGAGCACCCAUUCCUCCCUUCAGCUUGGCCGCCUUCAGGAGUGACGCAAGACCUCGGGGACCAGCGUGGGGAUCAGCAUAGAGACCAGGGAAGGAAAAGCGUGCCCUACGCGUAGGAUGCAGGAAACGAAACCGACAGCCGUGCGUGUCAGGUUACUCCAUUUCCCGCUGACUUCGGAGGAGGUUGUGUGACAUCUGUGCCGGGCGGUUACAGGGCAAAGGGGAGAAGAGUCACCGCCCGGCGCCCAGGUCCCAGGACCCUGGCUCUCUCCGGGCUGCGCGGGAACAGCUGCAGGGCAGGCAGAACUAUUUAAAUCAUGGACAAACAAAACGUGCUAAUGAACACUCCUCAUCCAAGAACAGAUGUGCCGCCACCUGGGUAUCCUCCUCAGUAUCCACCAGCAGCAUUACAAGGACCCCCAGGCCAUACUGAAUACCCCAAGCCCCAGGCUGGCUACCCAGUCCCACCAGCUGACUACUCAGUUCCACCAGCUGGCUACCCAGUCCCACCAGCUGGCUACCCAGUCCCACCGCCUGGCUAUUCACAUGCUGGCCCAGCUGGCUUCGCUGUUCAGAAUCAGCCUGUAUAUAAUCAGCCAGGUGGACCUGCAGGGGUACCAUGGAUGCCAGCACCACCACCUCCAUUAAACUGUCCACCUGGAUUGGAAUAUUUAAGUCAGAUAAAUCAGGUACUGAUUCAUCAGCAAAUUGAACUUUUGGAAGUCUUAACAGGUUUUGAAACUAAUAACAAAUACGAAAUUAAGAACAGUCUUGGACAGAGGGUUUACUUUGCAGUGGAAGAUACUGAUUUCUGUACCAGAAAUUGCUGUGGGCCAUCUAGGCCGUUUACAUUGAGGAUUAUUGAUAAUAUGGGUAAAGAAGUCAUAACUCUGACGAGACCGCUAAGAUGUUCCAGCUGUUGUUUCCCCUGCUGCCUUCAGGAGUUAGAAAUCCAAGCCCCUCCUGGUGUACCAGUAGGUUAUGUUAUUCAGAACUGGCACCCAUGUCUGCCAAAGUUUACAAUUCAAAAUGAGAAAAGAGAGGAUGUACUAAAAAUCACUGGUCCAUGUGUUGUGUGCAGCUGUUGUGCAGAUAUUGAUUUUGAGGUUAAAUCUCUUGAUGAACAAAUUGUGGUUGGCAAGAUUUCCAAGCAGUGGUCUGGGCUUUUGAGAGAGGCAUUUACAGAUGCUGAUAACUUUGGGAUCCAAUUCCCUUUAGACCUUGAUGUUAAAAUGAAAGCUGUGAUGAUUGGUGCCUGUUUCCUCAUUGACUUCAUGUUUUUUGAAAAAACUGGAAACCAGGAACAAAGAUCAGUACUGUGGUAGUAGACUGGUGAAAGUCCCCUCAGAAAUUUGCAGUAUAUAUAUUGGUUGGGACUAUCUAAAAGGAAAAAGGAAAAAGUGUGUUUCUCCUCUUUUUUUUUUUUUUUUUAAAUUACUGAUACCUGUCUGAAUUAAGCUGUGAUGCCUUUACCUCCAGUUGUAUGAUUCUUCUUUUACAAUUAUAGAGUUUAUUUUCUGUAUCACUGAUUUAUAAAGGUAAUAUUCAUUGAGAAUUUGGAAAAAAAGACAUAGGAGUUUUUACAUUUAUAAAUGAAACUUCCUAUUGAAAACUGCUUUGAAUUAUAAUCUCUGAUUUAUUUUCUAUUUUCAUAACAAAAUUAAAGCCUUAUUAGAAUAAUCUUAAUAAAAAUUAUAUUUUACUCUAUUAAAUCUAGUUACACUUUAUUUCAGACAUACCAACUAGUAUUAUUUUGCAAAUAUGAUACAUUCAAAAAACUUAAAAAAUAAGUUUUUUAUCAUUAUGUUCAGAUAAUACUCAAUAUACAUCUUAUCCAGGAUAAUUAAAAUGUUCAUUUUUUUUGAUCUUCAGAAAAUCACACUAUGUUUAACUUCUCCUAUAAGUUAAUCUAUCACUAUAAAUAUUUUCAUAUUUACAGGACAAUAAAUUACUCAUUUUUAAAUGACUUUAAGGAAAAAAAGACAUGAUUUUCUUUCAGAGAAAGACAUAUUUUAAAGACUCACUGGCUCUAAAACUUUGGUAUUUUAAUGAAUUUUGAUGUUAUUAUUUAUACGUGGAAUGUUUAACUCCUAUAUUGUGUCAUUUCUAAAACAAGGUAAUUGAGAUUACUCAGGCAUUAAUUAAAUAGAACAUACAUAUUUUUUCACAGAGUAUAAAUCUAAAUAAUAGUCUAUUAGAUUAUUUAUACCAAU